Sphaeramia orbicularis (orbiculate cardinalfish) is the source of this 1644-nucleotide messenger RNA. It is a transcript of the gene gtf2h2, whose product is annotated as general transcription factor IIH, polypeptide 2. Gene Ontology annotation, molecular function: zinc ion binding. Bases 119 to 1303 code for a protein of 394 amino acids. Gene Ontology annotation, cellular component: transcription factor TFIIH core complex; transcription factor TFIIH holo complex. The record is from RefSeq and is a predicted model, not a curated record. Gene Ontology annotation, biological process: nucleotide-excision repair; DNA-templated transcription; regulation of transcription by RNA polymerase II. Lineage: Eukaryota; Metazoa; Chordata; Actinopteri; Kurtiformes; Apogonidae. The transcript is spliced from 15 exons.
GUUUGGUUCCGGAAGUUAAAUACAUUGCACCGGUUGGUUUGUUGUUACACUUCGCAUCACGGGCUGAAAGUGAAAAACCACAAUCGGAAUUGUAGUUGAAUUUGUGCAAGUGUUCACAAUGGAUGAAGAACCAGAGAGAGCGAAGCGCUGGGAAGGAGGCUACGAGAGGACAUGGGAAGUUCUGAAGGAGGAUGAGUCUGGUUCGCUCAAAGCCACGGUGGAGGAGAUCCUGUUCCAGUCCAAAAGGAAAAGGGUCAUUGAGAGCCAUGGACAGGUCAGGCUUGGAAUGAUGCGUCAUCUGUAUGUGGUGAUCGACUGUUCUAGGAGCAUGGAGGACCAGGACCUGAAGCCGAACCGCCUCACGUCUACGUUAAAGCUGAUGGAGGCUUUUGUCGAAGAGUAUUUUGACCAGAACCCCAUCAGUCAGGUGGGCAUCAUCAUGACGAAGAAUAAAAGAGCAGAGAAGCUGACGGACCUGGCAGGGAAUCCAAAGAAGCACAUCACAGCUCUGCAGAAGGCGGUGGACAGUGUGUGUGUCGGAGAACCGUCCCUCUACAACUCCCUCAGCCUGGCUGUUCAGACGCUCAAACACAUGCCUGGACACACGAGCAGGGAGAUCCUCAUCAUCCUCAGCAGCCUCACCACAUGUGAUCCGGCCAACAUCUACGAGCUGAUCAAGACUCUGAAGUCCCUGAAGGUUCGGGUGUCUGUGAUCGGCCUAUCGGCGGAGGUCCGGGUGUGCACGGUGUUGACCCGGGAGACGGGAGGUUCCUACCACGUCAUCCUGGACGAGAGUCACUUCAAAGAGCUGCUGAUGCUGCACGUCAAACCGCCACCGUCCAGCUCAGCGUCCGAGUGUUCCCUGAUACGCAUGGGUUUUCCUCAACACACCAUCGCCUCUCUGUCCGACCAGGACGCCAAGCCUUCCUUCAGCAUGUCUCAUCUGGACGGCGGCGGCGGCAGUGGUCCCGGUCUGUCUCUGGGAGGAUACUUCUGUCCACAGUGUCACGCCAAGUACACGGAGCUGCCUGUGGAAUGUAAAGUCUGUGGUUUGACUCUGGUGUCAGCUCCUCAUCUGGCCAGAUCCUUCCACCACCUGUUCCCACUCGACGCCUUUACAGAGAUUCCUGAAGAGGAGCAUCAUGGAGACAGGUUCUGUCAGGCCUGUCAAGGAGAGCUGAAAGACAAAAGUGUGUUCAUGUGUCCGUCAUGUCACAGCGUGUUCUGUGUGGAGUGUGAUCUCUUCAUACAUGACUCUCUGCACUGCUGCCCCUGCUGUAUUCACAACCAGAGCGGCCCCUGAAGCUGGACGAGAACCUGCAGAGACUGAUGAGACUCCACAGACACGAACUGGGCCAAAUCCAGCAAAGACCGGUUUUAACACGGUCACGUCGGCGGCGUCCAUGUCUGCUGCGACAGUUAUGGCGCCUUUGGUCUGGUUUUGACCGGUUCGGAACGUCGGCUAUCAGCAGAAUCGUCAUGGUUGUUGUGUGUGUUUACAGUAGGUGUAUUCCUGCUGAAACUGCUGUAAACUGUGAGAACUGAAUAUGAGCCGCUGCAGUUACGUCAGAACAGAUGGUGUACAGUUUGUAGUCCAGUUUGGAUGUGACAUUUCAUAAAUAAAACAGAAUUGAUUUGUACAGG